Acanthamoeba castellanii str. Neff is the source of this 1842-nucleotide messenger RNA. RefSeq lists its product as uncharacterized. Gene Ontology annotation, cellular component: RNA polymerase transcription factor SL1 complex; RNA polymerase I core factor complex. The coding region runs from base 1 to 1842 and encodes 613 amino acids. The transcript is spliced from 12 exons. Gene Ontology annotation, biological process: RNA polymerase I preinitiation complex assembly; nucleolar large rRNA transcription by RNA polymerase I. The record is from RefSeq and is a predicted model, not a curated record. NCBI's taxonomy places the organism in Eukaryota, Discosea, Longamoebia, Acanthamoebidae. Gene Ontology annotation, molecular function: RNA polymerase I core promoter sequence-specific DNA binding.
AUGGUGAUGGCAUGCUACGCGACCAAGGUGGAGGCGCUGGUAUCCGAGUGCGGCGUCAGUCCGCUGUUGCCGGGCGUGGUGCGCAAGCUGUGGUUCCGCUACCUCACCACGCGCGAGGGCCAGGUCGCCAACAACGAAGCCUAUCGAAGCCGGCUCGCCAACCGCACGGCCAAGGCGAAGGCGAAGAGGAAGAAGGGGGUGGAGGGGGUGGAGGCGGAACCCAGCCAGGGUGAUGCGGUGACGGAGCAGGACCUGGAGCAGAGCAAGACGUGGCUCGACGAGAUGGGCCUCACCUCGCUCCUCUCCCCGUCGCCCUCCCAGCAAGACGAGAACGCGUGGCUCGUCGGCCAGGACAACGACGACGACGACAACAACAACGACAAAGGUCUGCAGAAGGAGGAGGAGAAGCCCGCGAAACCGGGGCGGAAGCGGAAACGCGAAGGCGACGGUGAUUACGAGCCCGACGAGAAGAAGGAGAGACGACGUAAGGAGGGGACGAAAUCCAUGCAAUCGCACGUUAAGCGGGCAAGGCUAGAAAACGGCGAAGAGGAGGAUGAGGAAGAAGGCAAGGCGAACAAGAAGAAACCGAAGACGGCCGGCGAGUGGAAGCGCACCAUCGAGACCGCAGACGCGCUGCCGCAGGUGACCGCCACGCUGACCUUCAACUAUGUGGCCUGCAACAUCCUCCAGGAACCCGUCGUCGCCCACGACUUGAUUCGGUGGGUUCGAAGCGGGCGUCUGCCGUACGAGGAGGUCUACAGCCUGAAGGACUUCAAGGACGCUCAGUCCUUUGAAGUGCGACCCCUGGACAAGCUGGAGUACCAGGCCUACAAUCUCAUCAACUACUUCGGCAUCGAGCAGGAGGCACCACCUCCCUUCUAUCCCACGCUCUGUCGGUUCGUCGAGGAGCUGCACCUGCCGCCGUCCCUCGGCCUCUUCAUCCACCACAUCUUCCAGCAGCCGCUCACAAACGGCCAACCAUAUCAAGUCGCGAGUGAGAAGAAAGAGGAGAGGGUCAUGAAGUUGCUCUACGGCCGAUCAAACGAUGGGCCGCACUACAUGGAGCGCGCGCUGGGGGCGAUCCUGGUUGCGCUCAAGCUGGUCUACGGCAGCGGCGACGAGCCGGCCCAUCCGCACGACCAGUACCGGGCGUUCGUCUUCCGCCAGAGCACCGCCACGCGCGGCCGGCCACGCACGAGAGGCCCCGCUGCUGCCGUGGACCCGUGGUACGCCCUGCCGGGCCCGGCCGCCGGCACGCUGCUCAACGAGAUGCCGCCCUUCGACGCGUGGAAGCACCGCAUGCGCAACCUCGUCUUCGGGCCUCUUCCGCGCGGCCAGAUUCCCUACUUCCCCAGUGAUUUCUGGCGGAUGGGGCCGCAUAACCUGAAAGACUACGUCGCCUACACCCAGGCCCUCUGGGGACUCGAGCCGCCAACACAUCUGAAGCCCGUGGUGCAGCAGCUGCAGGCCAGCUACGCGGACCGCGAAGAGAAGGCCGAAGACGACGACAAGGAGGAGGAGGAGGAGGAAGGCGAGACCGCGCAACGCCCCAGCCAUCGACGAUCGCCCUCCGCCGGCACCGGCGCCGAAGAGCCGUCAACGGCCAGUCAGGCUGCGCAGCCCUCGCCCACCCCGCCCGUGCUGCCGGCCAGCGAGUAUGUGACCUACUACUCCGGGAUUGUGCGCACCACCGAGGACUGGCAGCGCGCCGGCCUCCACCCCAACUACCGCACCAUCGUGGAGCUGGUGGCUGCCUUCUACGAACAGCGACCGCACAAUCUGCACAAUGUGGCGGUCACCCUCGAGGGCGUCAUGGGCCUGCGCGCGAAAAAAAGAAGAUAA